UCCCCUUCCCAGGCCCCAGGCGGGUUUCCUUUGUUCCCCGCCCCGCUGCUGGGCUCCCGGCGUCCCAGAAAAGGGCGUCUAAGGAGUCCCAGGCGGACAGGGCGGGGCCUGAGGUCUCAACCCGCAACGGAGACUCCGCCCACUUCAGCACAGCUGCGCCGAUCCCACCUGAGGAUCUUGGAUUUGUCAUCUCAGAGUACUGUGUUCCAGUCUUGAACUUCCGGUCCUUCAAGAUACGGGGUCCAGGCCUCUCCGUCCCCUUUCAAAGCCCCAGAGGUCAAGGUUCCUAGUGGCCUCAGGAACAGGAGUCGUAGACCCCAGGUCUGCCAAAUCCAACACUGGGGAGUUGAGGCCCCCAGUCCUCCUCCCUCAGACCCGGGACUCCAGGCAGAAGUCACAACAACUGCAGGCUACCCCCAUCUCUAACUCUCAGGACCUUUCCUGAUUUACUGGCUUUGAUCUCGCUCUCUGUGGGGGCCGGGCCCUCUCCCCAGUCCAGGUCCCAUUCCGGCCUAGGCGAUGACCCUGGCGGCUUCCUCUCAGCGCUCCCAAAUCAUCCGAUCCAAGUUCCGAUCUGUCCUCCAGCUUCGGAUCCACAGACGGAAUCAGGACCCAACCUCAGAUCUGGAUCCGUGGAUCUCAGCCCCAGGCCUAGCUCUGGCCCCAGCCUUACCCUCUGCCCCAGCCCCUUUCCUCUUCGGCCCUGGGGUCCUGCUCCCUGAUCCAGAGCGUUGCCCAUGGCAACACCCACAGCAGGAGUCGCCCAAGGUCUCCCCCCACUGGAGAGCGCCCAAGCCCCAAGCAACCUUGACCUACCACCAGUACAGGCCCCCAGAGCAGGGCUACAGAGCCAGGGGAGAGCCAAGGGGGCCACCUCCAUGGGGUGGGACGAGCUCACGGCAGCCAUCUCCUAGGAUGAAGCCCACACCCCUCACUCCCUCCCCACCAGGAGUCUCCAGCCCCUCGCCUUCUCCACACAGGUUGGAACUUCAGACCCUUAAGCUGGAAGAGCUGACGGUCUCAGAACUCCGGCAGCAGCUCCGCCUGAAGGGCCUCCCGGUAUCAGGGACCAAGUCAAUGCUCUUGGAGCGCAUGCGCAGCGGCGCCCCACCCCGCGAGCUGCAGAAGCAGCGGCGCGAAGGAAACGCAGCCGACACUCCCUGGCCGCGUCUCAGACCCAAAGCCCUGGGAACCUCCCGGCGGCAGAGAGGGGUCAAAGCAAAUCCCGCGCCUCCCAGGCCACCUCUUCCACAUUCUGGGGAUGCCGUGGUAACAGCCCCAGCUCCUGUUCCGACUCAGCCUCUGGCUCCAGUCCUGACACCUUCCUCAGCACCGGCCCCAGCGGAUCUGACUUUGGAGGAGGAGCUGCAGGAAGCGAUCCGGAGGGCACAGCUGCUUCCGAGCCGGGGUAUCAAUGACAUCCUGGAGGAUCAGGUGGAUCCUGAUGACCUGCUGCCCCCCAUCCCCCUGGACUUCCCCAGCUCCUUCGACGUCCUGUCCCCCUCCCCGGACUCCGAAGGCCUCUCUGUUUUCUCCUCUUCGCUCCAGUCCCUGGUGAACUCCCCUUCCUCCUCUCCUGGGGCUCCUACAGAGGCCUUGGACUGGCUGGAGGCCCUGAGUGGGGGUCCUCCGCUGGGUUCUGGCCCCCCAGGCCCCAGCAUCUUCUCUGUUGACUUAUCUGAGUUUGGUGGUGCCCAGCUGUGGGACCUGCUGGAGGACCCGUGGUGAUGGAUUCUGGGGCAUCCAGGGACUGAGAACUGGUUGUGGUGGAGGCCACAGAGAGACUCCCCUGGAGUACAGAGCAACCAACAGAGCCCCUCCUGCGGCAGACACAGAAUCAAAGACAACCCCUGUGCCCACCUGUCCCAGAACUGCUGCUGCCACCCAGCCCACCACCUGGACUUUGCCUGCCUGGCUCACCUGUGAUCUGGCUGUUUCCACAAUUGCAAUGGGGUGGGGACUCCUGUGCUGCUGGCCAGGCCAACAUGCUGCUUGCUGCUUCCUUUGGAGGCCUCAUGGGUGAUUUCUCCCCAACCCGCACCCCCACAUGAUGGCUGCUUGUUGUCUGGGGAAUCUGGAAGGUGGUUCUGGCUGUUUGGAUGCAGGAGAAGGGCAGGGAGGAGUAAGGAAAACAAAGAGGGAUCCAGGCUCCUGGGUUUUAGUUGGAGGCAAGAAGAUGAGAAGUAUCCUGUCUGAGGUCAGCUUUUUUUGGAAGCAGAGCCUGGGCAAGAUUCAGGUGCCAGUGAUUUGCUUCCAGGAGAAAGCACUAAGGGAGUAAAGGGAAGGGAUGGCAAAAGGGAAGAAGAAGAAGAGCAAGCGUGCCCUCAGGUUGACCAGCCACCUCAGCCUGAUCCUGGGAGGCACCAGGAACUGGCACUUUGUGUCUCCCCAUCUGGGCUUAUGAUUAUUGAAGGUGUAAAACAAUAACCGGGGCCACUCACCAUUGCGAUGGUUGACUGGGCUCUACAGGGCGGUUCUGCAGUUCCACAGGGUGCUGACCAGAGAUGCAGACUUCUGGGGCCCAGCUGGGCUGGGACAUCCAAGGGGAGGACUCAGGUGUGUUGGGGACCUUGGCAGGGGUGCCUGGACUGCUCUUUCUCUGUGGAAUGGCGCACUUCCCCUUUCCACAUGGUCUCUCCAGCAGGAUGUCUGGGCUUCUGUGGUACUAUCACCAGCUGGCAUGUGUGUGAUGGAAAUUAGACAUGGCCUGAUUCUUGAGCCUGCCCACAGCAGUCACCACUGUCCACCCUCUUCUUCAGGGCCUUCUCAUCUGCUUCUAUGGUGUUACCCACUGGCUGAGAGUUCUUGCUCAGAUCGUAUAGAAAUCAAGAAUUGGCAAGGUGCAGCUCUUUCUAUGCUCAUGGCCCUGGGCUUUAAAUGCCAGUGGCUCUCAGCUCUGUAGGUGUUAGUGCCACCACCUCACCCCACCCCCGCAACUUGGAGCAUGCAGUUACUACAGGCCAUGGGAAGUUCUGGAAUUGGCAGCUCCCAGCAACUCUUCAUUGCUCUCUGGAUGUCAGGCAUCUGUGUUACCAGCUCUGUCCACUCUUGGUGCCAGCUGCCUUAGGUGUUACCUAAGGUAGCUUAGCAAGGGCUACUCAAGACAGAAACCGAGCUGGAUGUGGUGGUGCACACCCGUAAUCCCAGCAUUUGGGAGGCUGAGGCAGGAGGAUCACCGAGAAUUCAAGGCCAGCCUGGGCUACAUAGUGAGUUCAAGGCUGGCCUGAACUAUAUAGCAAGACCCCCCCCCCCCCCCCCGUCUCAAGCCAAAACAAAACAAAAACAAACAAACACACACAAAAACCACAGAAGGGAAGCACUGUCUGGAAGAGCUUUAUCAGAACCCAUGCUGCACAGAGAGGAGCAGUGCCCAGGCCACAGAGUUCCAGGCCAGCUCGAGCGACAUAGCAAGACCUUGUCUCAUAAAAACAACAAAACGUAUUUCUCAGAGUGUCCGUGGGGCACAUGGCGCCACUGUCCCUGGGCCACAAGACAUUUGGGGCAGCCACAGAAUAAAAGUGCCUUCUAGGAGAACACUGGACCCUCUCCCUGUCUCAGGAUUCAGGGCUACCAAGAGUGAGCAUUCCUAGGGGAGGGAGAGGAAGAUGCCAGUGCCUUAAAGACUUGGCUUGGAACUGGCCCAAUCAUACAUCUGCUGCUUUUCCUCAGGCUGAACCAGACUGAAGGGGGGGAGGGGACUACACAUGUGGGCAUAUCAGAGUGGGCAUUGAUUGCCACUGUGCCCCCUGCAGUCCACCAUGAGCCAUGAGUAACAGGAAUCUGUGAGGGAGGGAGGAGAAGGAAGGGAGAAAGGACAGAAAUGCUUAGGGAUUUCCAGCCCAAGGACUGGCCUGGGGAGCAGGUCAUAGGGUAAGCCAUUUAGCAGCAGUGGCUUUGUGUAUGUGUGUGUGUGUGUGUGUGUGUGUGUGUGUGUGUGUGUAAAACAGGGAUUAUAGGUGUGCACCAUGCCUGGCUUUGUUUUUAUUUUUUGAGGCUGGGUCUCACUGUAGUCCAGGCUGGCCUGGGACUCACUAUGUAGCUGAGGCUAUGUCCCCGAGUUGCCCAGCCUUCUCUCUCAUUCUCCAGGAAGUUACCUAUACUUCCCCUAAUCUCGUUUCUCCUUCAUGGCAGAUGAUGUGCUACAUCCUGGCUUGGAUGAAUGUCAUUUUUAUCCUUGACCACCAGGUAAACCUCCUCUCUGAUCCAAUCACAGGAUGGCUGCUUGUUGUAAGGUAACCUGAGUACACCCUUGUAACCCAUCAGUGGAAUCUCAGUCAAUGACAGCAGCUGAAACUCCAGUCAGUCAGAGCCUGAAAGCUACCCAAACCUGCCCAUGUAAGGCAAAUAGGCCCAAAGCCAAUCAGGUUGCUAUUGACGGUCAUUCCUUUUCUCUGGUUACAGAUACCAUCUGCACAUGUAACAGUCUGGAGCAGUCUGAACCAUCCUGGGCUGGAGUGCCACACCAAUCUAGAAUGUUUUUCCUGGCUAAGCAAACUUUGUUAAGUUUAA
Messenger RNA from Heterocephalus glaber (naked mole-rat), 4509 nucleotides. RefSeq names its product MEF2 activating motif and SAP domain containing transcriptional regulator (gene Mamstr). Gene Ontology annotation, cellular component: nucleus. The record is from RefSeq and is a predicted model, not a curated record. Gene Ontology annotation, biological process: regulation of transcription by RNA polymerase II. NCBI's taxonomy places the organism in Eukaryota, Metazoa, Chordata, Mammalia, Rodentia, Bathyergidae. Gene Ontology annotation, molecular function: transcription coregulator activity.